GUUCUGCAGGAGUCUGUUGUGCUGGCUUCAUGGUCCACUCUGAGAGCUGAGUUUGUUCAUCUGAACCCUGCACAGCUGCAUCACAUGCUGAGAGAGUACAACACAGCUCUGACAUGCCCUCCGUGCUGGAUGCCAUCUCCAGAGGAUUCAGCGGCAGCCCUCAAUAGCUCUAAUAUCCUGGAAAGUUUCGACAACCAUCCUCCUCUAAUCCUGCCCAGCAGCAUUUUUUAUCUGGAGCUGGGAAAUCCCAUCACAGAGCCAGGACUGUUCACUCCUCUCCAGCAUCUGCAGGAGUUUAUCCAGUCUCUCCCAGACAGCCAGACACAGUCUGACCAGCAGCCCUCACAGGGCUCCUGCAGUAACUUGACAGAAGAGACAGCAUAUGAACCAAUCACCUGCCAAGACUCAGAGUCAAAGGAUCAGCAACAUGUCAGCAUGACACCACCUCAGUUUCAGGGGUCUCACAGUUACUUAAGCUCAUGUGAGGCCGUCCUGACCCAGAAACUCAAGUGCCUGGAGCUCCAAAACAGCCUGUCUGGGAAUACAGACCUGGGCUACCACAAAAGUCUGGCUCUCGACCCCUCCUGCCUGCUGACGCCUCCCAACACCCCUCAGAGUCUUGACCAAGCCGAACUUGAAGCCAGUCUGCUGGAGGGGGCGUGCACACGUCUCUCCUAG
This is a messenger RNA of Sinocyclocheilus grahami, 678 nucleotides long. Its product is annotated as ras-associating and dilute domain-containing protein-like. The annotation marks the transcript as partial. Gene Ontology annotation, biological process: negative regulation of Rho protein signal transduction; angiogenesis; regulation of GTPase activity. The transcript is spliced from 5 exons. Gene Ontology annotation, molecular function: GTPase binding. NCBI's taxonomy places the organism in Eukaryota, Metazoa, Chordata, Actinopteri, Cypriniformes, Cyprinidae. Gene Ontology annotation, cellular component: cell-cell junction. The record is from RefSeq and is a predicted model, not a curated record.